AUGGCCCAGUUCAUCUGGAAGAAGCUCCACUACGACGCUGCCCAGACCACCAUCAUGCACUACUGGUUCGGACAAGCCUUCUUCUACUUCCAGGUAAGGGACCGUUAGAUGAGGUGGAUCUGCACUCCAAAAAUCUAUUUAAAAGCAUGAGGAAAAAAACUAUUACAUCUCUUAUUUUGAGUGCGGAUCUCCCACACAGCAGAUGAAGUACUUUUCUAAAUGAAGAUGUGAACGAGAUAUGUGUGUGUAGGUAGGUCACUUUUUCAUGCAGGAUAGAAGAGGUCACUGACUUAUAGAUUUCCUCAUGUCUUUCUAUUUUGGUGAACAUAAUCAAGUGUCUUUAUUGACUAUUGUACAAUUAUAUUUUGUAUAAUUACACACACACACACACACACACACACACACACACACACACACAAACAAUUAUAGACCCUGGGUAAUGGUUAGUCUCAACAAAGCUGUAACCCAGCCCUACUGUAGGCCAAGCUGAGCAGCCCAAUGUCCUAAGACUCCUAUUGAAGCCACUCCAUGUUCGGCUGUGUGGAACUGUUGAACAUACAUGAUUGAAUGAUCCACUAAAAUAUGGUGUUGGGUUUGUCCAUUGGAGGGUGUCUUAGUCAUGCUCUUUGACAUAACGGGUAUUUUCACACACACGAGCAUGCACGCACGCACUCCAUCCAUCCAUCCAUCCACCCCUCCAGGCGAGAGAGAGGGGAGCUAGUGGCCCUCAUCAGCCAGGGAAUUAAUUCAGCUCCCGCGGCAAUCGGCGAGAGCUCUUCCAUCACACCUGAGCCCUCGUCAGGAAAUGGAAAGGGGAAUGAGAGACUGGGCCAAAAAGAGUGGGGAGGAGAGAUGAGGCCGAGGGGAGUUUUUACCCCGUCACUACAGGGCCAGAGAAGUGACAGACGGCAAGCUCUGAAUAGCUACCUGUUAAGUGGAGGAGCAUGCAGGAGACCGACACAUUUUAAUAAUAUCAGAUUCUUUCGAAAGUUAACAUUGAGUGUAUUGCGUAAUCUUCAUAUUCAUUUUACCCAAGGUUAAGUCAGGUGUAGUUAGUGAGGUUAGUUAACUUAGCUACAUUAGCUAACUUAAAUACACACAUUAGCUAACCUAGUUAGCUACACUAGCUAUGUUAGCUACUUUAGCUAACAAAGCUACGUUACUUAGCUACUAAGUUAGCUAAGUAAGCUAAGGUUAGGUGUGAAAAUGAAGCUUAAUAAAACUGACAUCUUCUGUUUGGCUGUUUGUUUGUCUGUAGGGGAACUCCAACAGCAUUGCCACGGUGGACAUCUCGGUGGGCUUCGUGGGACUGGAGAGCUACGUAGAGGCCCCGGCUGUCUUCCUCACUGUCCUCAGCACGUACGCCGGGCCCCUGCUCUGGGCUGCCCACCUCGUCUGCUACCUCAGCUCAGAGAACAGGUCAGUUACUGUACACUCAGCCCCCUCACACCAUUAA
Messenger RNA from Coregonus sp. 'balchen', 1456 nucleotides. The record is from the annotation of a GenBank genome assembly. NCBI's taxonomy places the organism in Eukaryota, Metazoa, Chordata, Actinopteri, Salmoniformes, Salmonidae.